Erigeron canadensis is the source of this 2435-nucleotide messenger RNA. Its product is annotated as probable acyl-activating enzyme 17, peroxisomal. The transcript has 14 exons. Lineage: Eukaryota; Viridiplantae; Streptophyta; Magnoliopsida; Asterales; Asteraceae. The record is from RefSeq and is a predicted model, not a curated record. Bases 60 to 2249 code for a protein of 729 amino acids.
AUACAUUGAUUCUGUCAAAAACACACAAAAAAAAAACAUCUCAAAACAUUUUUUUAAUAAUGGUGUACAAAUCAUUGGAUAAAAUAUGUAUAACAGAUAUAGUAAACGUGCAGGGUGGUGGCAUAUCAUCAGAAACUGCAACUCAACUUCAUAACAAACUUGUUGAAAUAAUUAAGGAAUAUGGGCCUGCCACUCCUCAAACAUGGAAGCAAAUUUCAACCCGAAUUCUCAACCCAGACCUUCCCUUUUCGUUUCAUCAGAUGAUGUAUUAUGGUUGUUACUUAGAUUUUGGACCUGACCCACCUGCUUGGUUACCCGACCCGGAUGAUGCAAAGUUAACAAAUAUCGGUAGUUUAUUAGAGAGACGUGGAAAGGACUUUUUGGGUCCGGAUUAUAAAGAUCCCAUUUCAAGCUACUCUGAUUUUCAUGAGUUUUCAGUCUCCAAUCUUCAGGUGUUCUGGAAAACCAUUCUUGAUGAAAUGCACAUAUCAUUUUCUGUGCCUCCAGAACGCAUAUUAGUCGACGAUCCGUCUGAAGAAAGCCAAUUAUUGCAUCCAGGUGGUCAGUGGCUUCCUGGAGCUUAUGUAAAUCCAGCUAGAAAUUGUUUAAGUUUGGGUGGCAAGAGAAAUUUGAGUGAUAUAGCAGUAAUAUGGCGUGAUGAAGGAAAAGAUGAAAUGCCAGUCAACCGAAUGACGUUUGAGAAACUGCGUUCAGAGGUUUGGCUAGUCGCAUAUGCACUUGGAACACUAGGAUUGGAAAUAGGUUCUGCAAUUGCAAUUGAUAUGCCUAUGGAUGUCAACUCCGUGGUGAUAUAUCUUGCAAUUGUUUUAGCCGGCUAUGUAGUUGUAUCUAUUGCUGAUAGUUUUGCUUCAAAUGAGAUUUCAACAAGACUUAAAAUAUCUAAAGCGAAAGCAAUUUUUACCCAGGAGUUGAUCAUUCGUGGUGGAAGAAGCCUUCCAUUGUACAGCCGAGUUGUUGAUGCUCAAUCACCUUUGGCAAUCGUCAUUCCUACAAGAGGAUCUAGUUUUAGUAUGAAAUUACGUGAUGGUGAUAUAUCUUGGCAUGAUUUUCUUGAAAAAGCUAAAAGUUACAAGAACCUUGAGUUUGUUGGCAUUGAACGACCCAUUGAAGCUUUUACAAAUAUCCUCUUUUCUUCAGGAACUACAGGGGAACCGAAGGCAAUUCCAUGGACCCUUGCAACGCCAUUUAAGGCUGGUUCAGAUGGUUGGUGCCACAUGGAUGUCCAUAAAGGUGACGUGGUUGCAUGGCCCACUAAUCUUGGAUGGAUGAUGGGUCCUUGGCUAAUAUAUGCUUCCUUGCUAAAUGGAGGGUCACUUGCUUUGUAUAAUGGAUCUCCCCUCGGUCCUGGCUUUGCCAAGUUUGUUCAGGAUGCAAAAGUAACCAUGUUGGGAGUGAUCCCAAGUAUCGUAAGGGCAUGGAAAUCUAAGAAUAGUACAGCCGGCUUUGACUGGUCAACCAUCCGGAGUUUUGGAUCUACCGGUGAGGCGUCUAGUGUAGAUGAAUGCCUUUGGCUGAUGGGAAGAGCUCAUUACAAACCGGUCAUUGAGUAUUGUGGUGGCACAGAAAUUGGUGGUGGUUUUAUUACCGGAUCACUACUGCAGCCUCAGUGUUUAUCUGCUUUCAGCACACCAAAUUUGGGAUGUAAUUUGUUUAUUCUUGACAAGGAUGGAAGCCCUUUACCACCAAAGGUACCCGGAUUUGGUGAAUUGGCCCUAAAUCCCCUCAUGUUUGGAGCAUCAAACACGCUAUUAAAUGCUAAUCACUAUGGCGUCUACUUCAAAGGAAUGCCUUCUUGGAAGGGGAAGGUUCUAAGAAGGCAUGGGGAUGUAUUUGAGCUUACAUCUAAAGGAUACUAUCGAGCCCAUGGUCGUGCAGAUGAUACCAUGAAUCUUGGGGGUAUUAAGGUAAGUUCAGUUGAGAUUGAACGCGUGUGCAACUCAGUUGAUGACAUGAUCCUUGAGACAGCAGCUAUAGGGGCUACACCGGCUGGUGGUGGGCCAGAGAGGUUGGUUAUAGCUGUUGUUUUCAAAGAUCCUAAUGGUUUGAAACCCGACCUAAAUAAGUUGAAGGGAUCAUUAAAUUUGGCUUUGCAAAAGAAUCUCAACCCUCUUUUUAAGGUUUCUGAUGUGGUGCCAUUUGGGUCACUUCCUAGGACAGCAACAAACAAGGUUAUGAGGAGGGUUUUGCGACAACAGUUGACCCAGAAACGUGAGUAUUCCAAGUUGUGAAUUUGAAAUGAUGUAUUGGUUAUCGCAAAGUUAUACAUCAUACGUAAUAUUUAAGUUAUGUGGUUUCUUUUUCCUCAUCCGCAUCCAUGUACUAGAAGAAUACCUAUACGUGGCGGCUUUUAAUCUUGAAAGCAUUUUUAUAUUAACGUUGAUUAACUUUAAUAUAAACCGAAUCAUUUGGAAUAA